GGCUAUCCUCUUACGGAUUACCACUUAGAUUAUGCCAUAUGGUCAUGAAAACAUUUUGAGGUUAAUCUACCGAAAAUUUUAUUUGUAAAUAGUAUUUAUUGUUAAUAUUUAAGAAUAUUUUAUAUUGAAAAAUGAGUGUAGAAGUAGAAAAUGUUGAAAAUUUAAAAAUAUCCGAAAAAGUGGAUAAAGAUGAUGAUGGAGAUGUUGUGGAUCCAUGGAAUGUAACCAGUAAAUCGGAUAAAGGAAUUGAUUAUGAAAAACUGAUAAAGCGAUUUGGUAGUUCGCCCAUAGAUACAGAAUUACUAACACGUUUCGAAAAAGUCACAGGAAAACCAGUACAUCAUUUACUAAGAAGGGGUCUUGUAUUUUCACAUCGUGAUAUGCACACUAUAUUAAAUAUGCAUGAAACUGGUAAAAAAUUCUUUCUAUAUACGGGUCGUGGUCCAUCCUCGGGAGCGAUGCAUGUAGGUCAUUUAAUCCCAUUCCAGUUUACGAAAUGGUUACAAGAGGUAUUUGAUGUUCCAUUAGUGAUACAAUUAACUGACGAUGAAAAGUUCUUAUGGAAAGAUUUAUCAUUAGAAGAAGCGAAUAGAUUAGCGUACGAGAAUGCCAAAGAUAUUAUUGCUAUUGGAUUUGAUGUGAACAAAACAUUUAUAUUUUCUGAUUUAGAUUUUAUUGGACAAUGUCCAGAAUUCCAUCGUAACAUCCUUAAAAUACAAAAACUUGUCACAUUUAAUCAAGUGAAAGGUAUUUUUGGAUUUGGUGAUAGUGAUGUUAUCGGAAAAAUAGCAUUCCCUGCUAUUCAAGCGGCUCCAUCAUUUUCAUCAUCAUUUCCAUUCAUCUUUGGUAAUGCUAAAAUACCAUGUUUAAUACCAUGUGCUAUUGAUCAAGAUCCUUACUUCCGAAUGACACGAGAUGUUGCUCCUCGACUAGGAUUCUUCAAACCGUGUUUAUUACAUGCACUGUUUGUUCCCGCAUUACAAGGUCCUCAAACAAAAAUGUCAGCAAGUGAAUCAAAUUCAGCAAUAUUUUUGACGGACACACCGAAACAGAUAAAAAAUAAAGUGAAUAAACAUGCUUUUUCUGGAGGACAACCGACACUAGAAGAACAUCGGGAAUUGGGUGGUAAUUGCAAUGUUGAUAUAUCUUAUCAGUAUUUACGAUUUUUCCUUGAAGACGAUGAACGUUUAGAGCAAAUUCGUAGUGAUUAUACGAGUGGAAAAUUAUUAACUGGUGAAAUUAAGAAAAUUCUAAUUGAAACGUUACAACCAAUUAUUCAUGAGCAUCAAGAACGGCGUGCUAAAAUCACUGAAGAUAAACUUAAAGAAUUUUUCACAAAACGAAAAUUAAAUUUUUAACGUUAAAUGAAAAUUAUUAUUUUUUAAAUUAAUUUAUUUCAAUGCUUUUACAAGUGCUCAUGGUAUUUAUUUUUAACGAAAGAGGAGAUAUAUGGCACAAAGAUUUGUAUUGAAGGCCAAAUUUUGGAAAAUUGACCGAAUUCACUAUGAAUUUUAUAGGACGGGUGAAAUGGUUUAUCUGUUAAGCAUAUUUUUUCUUUUAAAAUACCGAAUACUAAAUAGUAUAUUACUUUAAUAGUAAUUUGUCACUGAAUUUCUACAACGAAUUAUCACAACUUACCAUGGAUCACAUGCUCUUUCAUAUGCAUUUUUGAAAAUAGAAUGAGCACCCGUACACGCUUAAAUUAAUAUUGUAGCUUUGUUAUCGUAUCAAUUUUUAUGAAACUUUGGAUUAUCAUUGUUAAUAAUGAAAGCGUGUAAUGUUUGGUAAAUCUUGAUGCAAUAAUUAAGCUCUGGAUGAUGGCCAGGUUAUGAACUAAGUAUUUAGAAUUUGUAAUUUAAGUUUUGCAAUAAACGUAAUAAAAGAAA
This is a messenger RNA of Chrysoperla carnea, 1886 nucleotides long. RefSeq names its product tryptophan--tRNA ligase, cytoplasmic (gene TrpRS). The transcript is spliced from 3 exons. Gene Ontology annotation, molecular function: tryptophan-tRNA ligase activity; ATP binding. Lineage: Eukaryota; Metazoa; Arthropoda; Insecta; Neuroptera; Chrysopidae. Gene Ontology annotation, biological process: tryptophanyl-tRNA aminoacylation. The record is from RefSeq and is a predicted model, not a curated record. Gene Ontology annotation, cellular component: cytoplasm. Bases 132 to 1358 code for a protein of 408 amino acids.